Messenger RNA from Dermacentor albipictus, 2066 nucleotides. Its product is annotated as fatty acyl-CoA reductase 1-like. Gene Ontology annotation, biological process: long-chain fatty-acyl-CoA metabolic process. The record is from RefSeq and is a predicted model, not a curated record. Gene Ontology annotation, cellular component: peroxisome. NCBI's taxonomy places the organism in Eukaryota, Metazoa, Arthropoda, Arachnida, Ixodida, Ixodidae. Gene Ontology annotation, molecular function: alcohol-forming very long-chain fatty acyl-CoA reductase (NADP+) activity.
CCGAUGUGCUAUGCCAAUUAGGCCACGAAUUAAGUAUGGAUACAUGCAAGUUCCUACUGUUUUCAAGGUUCGCGGUGUCUGUCGCAGGGCGACGAUGUAUGACCACGAUGAAGAGUAGAAUGGUGAAGGCGACAACUAAAGCUGCAAGAACGGCGCGAGACACGGAAGACGAUCGCGGAGGAAUGCGUGGAGCGGAACAGCCCUUUACGCCGCUGUUGAAGACAUCUUCAUGGAAUCUGCCCGGAAAGUGGCCGCUUGAUUCCCAAGAGCUGCAGGCGCGACAACGUCUUCUGCUCCCCGCGACAUCCCUCUCCUGCGCUGAAAUUAUUCCGCCGACUGCGCACCGACAAGCAUCCACCGUGACACCUGAAAUCUACCAGCAACAGCCAAGUCCAACACCAGUGGGAGUCUACGGGGCAAGCGAUGGCUCCCAGGUAGCAUCAUUCUACAAAGACCGGGUGGUGCUCAUUACAGGAGGUACAGGGUUCGUCGGAAAGGUUCUCCUGGAAAAACUGCUACGAUCUUGUUCCGGGCUGGAGAGGGUUUACCUACUCGUGCGAAGUAAAAAAGGACAAGAACCACAAGCGAGACAUGAGGAAAUGUUCAAGUCACCGAUAUUUGAACACCUAAAACAGGAGCAACCAGAAGUUUUUGAAAAAGUCACGGUACUGACCGGAGACCUGGUUCAGCCAGACUUGGGGCUCAGUGCAUCUGAUCGGUCCACCUUAGUGGACAAUGUUUCCAUUGUCUUCCACUCAGGUGCCGCUAUCAAAUUCAAUGAACCUCUCAGGAAAGCAGUUGAAGUCAAUCUUUUGGGCACAAGACGAGUUCUUGACCUCUGUAGGCAAAUGCCAAAUAUUUGCGCUCUUGUUCACGUGUCAACAGCGUAUUGCAACUAUGAUAAAACAGAUGUCCACGAGGUGAUAUACUCGCCAUGUGAAAAUUACCAAAAGAUAAUAGAAGAUUAUCAGUCAGCAGGCAAAGAUGCGACGGGCACUACGGAAGAAUGCUUGUAUGGCCAUCCGAACACGUACACGCUGACCAAGAGUUUAGCCGAGGCACUGCUGCUCGAAGAACGGGGGGACACGCCCGUCGCCAUAGUACGGCCUUCCACCAUCACUGCCUCGUUGAGAGAGCCACUUCCGGGCUGGGUAGACAAUUUUAAUGGCUGCACUGGCAUCGUCGUUACGUCAGGUUUGGGCCUGCUACCGGUGCUCCUUACGGAAAAGAAGAACCUCGCCGACAUUGUUCCAGUGGACAUUGUGGCAAAUACACUUAUAUGUGUCGCCUGGCACACUGCUAAAACGAGGCCAACGCACGUGAAAGUGUACCACUGCACGAGCGGUACCCUGCAACAACACACGUGGGCUGAGCUGGUUGACACGAUGCAAAGAGCCAUCUUGCGACACCCACUGCCAAAUGCCAUCAGCUUUCCAAAGAUUGCCGUGACCAACAGCCAGCUGUGGUACGACGCCAACCUCUACUGCCGGCGUUAUCUGCCUGCACUCGCCGCAGACCUGGCCUUGCAGCUAACUAGAAGAGAUCCAAGAUUCGUGAAGAGUUACAAGAAAGUUCGUAAAAGUAUGGAUGCUGCACGCUACUUCGUGAUUCACGGAUGGCUUUUCAGAACGACCAAUAUCAUGAGGCUCAUGCGUGACCUCACUCCCAAGGAUAAGCAGAUGUUCAAUGUUGAUAUGCGGAGCCUGGACUGGUAUGCGUAUUGGGAUCAAUACUUGCUGGGAAUUCGCAAGUAUAUAUUCAAGGCCGAAGAUUCAGAGCUUCCAAAGGCACGGAGGCACUUGACACGGCUCUACGUAGUACGUUUGUCCUUGCAGGCGCUCCUGCUUGCUUUAGCGUGUCAACUGGUGAUGACGCAGACAGCGUGGAACUUCAGCUCCACGGCGAUGUUACUUGGUAUAAAGACGUGGAAAACGCUCCUAGUUCUGUUGGGUCUGCCACCGAAACCGUAGCAGGCAAUGCAACAGCUGCCCCUUGCAAAAGCUUUUGCACGUUCUUGUAAAAAGCCUACAGACGUGUUUGUAUUAGCUUUAUAGAAUCUGUAUAAG